CCCUGCCAGCACCGUCCCCGUCCUCGGCCCUGUCCCUUGCCAUGGCCCUGGCACUGCCGCUGCUCCUCGCCCUGCUCGGGACCACCCCAGGUCCCCCUGGCCGGGUGCUGACAGUGGCCACAGGUUUGGGGGCGCCGGGGGGGGGCUGUGGGGUGCCCCCCUCUGCCUGGUGCCAGGACUGGGUGACGGCGCUGCGCUGUGGGGCCCUGGGGCGCUGCCCCCACCUCACCCAGGGACCCCCUGACAUGGACACCUGUGCCAUGUGCCAGAUGGUCAUGGACUUCCUCCGCCAAAUCUCCAACCAAUCGGCCUUGGAGGUGGUGCUAGAUAAGGUGGUGGGGCUUGUGUGCCCCCAUCUCCCUUUUGUGGAGACCCUGUGCAAGAACCUGGCUCAGUGGCUUGUCCAUCACCUCCUCCUGGACAUCCAGCACCUUAAGCCCCAGGAGGUCUGUGCCAAGCUGAAGCUGUGUCCUGGAGAACCUGGGGCCGCGCUGGCCAUGCCCGUCCUUGAGGUGCCCAGCAGCCACCUGCAGCAGGGCUCCGGGCUGUCCCCGAAGGCGCUGCCGCUGCCGCUGCCGCUGUGCUGGCUGUGCCGCUCGCUGGUGGCGCGGGCCGAGGCCGCUGUUCCUGUGGGCUCGGUGGCCACGGCGGUGGCCGGGCUGUGCCGGGCACUGCCGCUGCCGGUGGCCGGGGCUUGUCAGUGCCUGGCCGAGCGCUACGCGGCCCUGGCGCUCGAGGGGCUGCUGGGCCGCCUGGGCCCCCGCCUGCUCUGCCGCCUGUUCCUCGCCUGCCACAGUGGGGACAACGGGGACAACGAGCACGUGGGGACGCUGCCGCCGCCCUGGGUGCUGGAGGCCAUCGUGGUGCGGCUGGCAGAGUGUGUCAGGGAGGAGGAGCCCAAAGGUGAUGGUGUCCCUGCACUGUCCCUGCCCCUGGGCCCCUGUGCCUUGGGCCCCAUCUUCUGGUGCUCGGGCCCGGAGGCCGCCCAGCGCUGCCAGGCCCUGCAGCACUGCCAGGAGCACGUCUGGCUGUAGGGGGACACCAGGACCCCCCGCUUUCCCCAAUAAAGCUUGCAUGCAGCUCUG
Vidua chalybeata is the source of this 1085-nucleotide messenger RNA. It is a transcript of the gene SFTPB, whose product is annotated as surfactant protein B. The coding region runs from base 42 to 1034 and encodes 330 amino acids. The record is from RefSeq and is a predicted model, not a curated record. The transcript has 8 exons. NCBI's taxonomy places the organism in Eukaryota, Metazoa, Chordata, Aves, Passeriformes, Viduidae.